This is a messenger RNA of Periophthalmus magnuspinnatus, 1160 nucleotides long. RefSeq names its product cyclin-dependent kinase inhibitor 2D (p19, inhibits CDK4) (gene cdkn2d). The record is from RefSeq and is a predicted model, not a curated record. Bases 1 to 660 code for a protein of 219 amino acids. Lineage: Eukaryota; Metazoa; Chordata; Actinopteri; Gobiiformes; Gobiidae. Gene Ontology annotation, cellular component: nucleus. Gene Ontology annotation, biological process: negative regulation of cell population proliferation; regulation of cyclin-dependent protein serine/threonine kinase activity. The transcript is spliced from 3 exons. Gene Ontology annotation, molecular function: protein kinase binding; cyclin-dependent protein serine/threonine kinase inhibitor activity.
AUGAGACUCACUGGAGACACGGCUCAGCGCGCAAAUGUCUGUUAUAAUGUUUAUGUUUAUAAACUGUUCUGCUCCGGUUUGGGUUUAAAAAAUACUGGACUUUUGAGUCAACGGGUCACGGAGCCUCGAGACACCGCGAGCACGGACACAAAGAGACAGAGGAGGAUGGUCCUGAGGCAGAUGGACGCGGGGAAAUGUCUGACGGCGGCGGCAGCCACAGGAAACACGAGAGAAGUGCAGAGGAUGAUGGAGGAAGGAAGAGUCCACCCAGACACGACUAACGAGUAUGGAAGAACCGCUCUGCAGGUCAUGAUGAUGGGAAACCCCAAGGUCGCCAGUCUGCUGUUACAAAAAGGAGCAAAUCCGAACGUCCAGGACAAAUACGGAAUCUCCCCAGCCCACGACGCCGCCCGCACCGGGUUCGUUGACACGCUGCAGGUCCUGGUGGAGCACGGGGCUUCUGUGAACGUAGCAGACAAGAACGGAGCUUUGCCUAUACACAUUGCCAUCCGCGAGGGCCAUCGAGACGUGGUGGCGUUCCUGGCUCCCCGCUCUGACUUGAAGCACGUCAACACCAGCGGGCAGACGGCGGUGGAUGUGGCCAGAGCCUCCCGCGUGCCCGAUAUGGUGGAUCUGCUCUUCGCUCACGUCCACAGUUAGCCUUAAACUCGCUCACUCAUCCUGGUGACUUGAAUUACUUCCUGUGUAAAGGUUUGUUUUUGCUAAUAGCUCUGCAUCAAUAUGUGACGGAACAUAUUAUCCUGGCAGCUUAUUUUCAGUGGACGGUGGCUACAGUGGGCACCUCUUUUGCACAGUGCAAUUUAGGCACCUUAUACACAUCCCUAGAACAUGGGAGAGCACAUUUGUAGAUAGUUGUUGUGUAGUAUUUCUAUUGCGUAACAGUUGAAUCCCUUUUGUGUUUUUACAUUUUGACAAAACUUGACAUGGUGUGCACAAUUGCUUUGCAUAGUUGUUACUCUGAACUAGACAUAUCUUAACUUUAACCCUAUUUAUUUGUGGAAUACAUUAAAUAUUCCAGUUACUUUGUACAUAGACUUUAAUGUGUUUGUUGAAAUGUUAUUUAUAUAGAUUUUUUAAACAAGUGAUUUUCAGUUUUUGCGAUUUGAACAUGGAAACAAAAUAAACUCUUUGGAAAUGAU